Messenger RNA from Camelina sativa (false flax), 3499 nucleotides. The record is from RefSeq and is a predicted model, not a curated record. NCBI's taxonomy places the organism in Eukaryota, Viridiplantae, Streptophyta, Magnoliopsida, Brassicales, Brassicaceae.
CUCUCAAAAGUUGACUGGAAAUAUAUUAUUAUUGAUGAAGCACAACGGAUGAAGGACAGAGAAUCUGUUUUGGCCCGAGAUCUUGACCGGUAUCGCUGCCAGAGGAGAUUACUUCUCACUGGAACACCUUUACAGAACGAUCUGAAAGAGCUCUGGUCCCUAUUGAACCUUCUCCUUCCUGAUGUCUUUGACAAUCGAAAAGCAUUUCAUGAUUGGUUUGCGCAACCCUUUCAAAGAGAAGGUCCUGCGCAUAAUAUAGAGGAUGACUGGCUGGAGACUGAAAAAAAAGUCAUAGUCAUUCACAGACUUCAUCAAAUUUUAGAGCCAUUCAUGCUCAGACGCCGUGUUGAGGAUGUGGAAGGUUCACUUCCUGCUAAGGUUUCUGUAGUCUUAAGAUGUAGAAUGUCUGCUAUUCAGAGUGCCGUUUAUGAUUGGAUCAAAGCGACUGGAACUCUUAGAGUUGAUCCAGACGACGAGAAACUUAGGGCUCAGAAGAAUCCAAUAUACCAAGCCAAGAUAUAUAGAACUUUAAAUAAUAGGUGCAUGGAGUUGAGGAAAGCCUGCAAUCAUCCUUUGCUCAAUUAUCCAUAUUUCAACGACUUUUCCAAAGAUUUUCUUGUAAGGUCAUGUGGAAAAUUGUGGAUUCUGGAUAGAAUCCUUAUAAAGCUACAGAGGACAGGACAUCGUGUAUUGCUCUUCAGUACAAUGACUAAACUCCUUGAUAUCUUGGAAGAGUAUUUGCAAUGGAGAAGGCUUGUAUACAGAAGAAUAGAUGGAACUACCAGCCUAGAAGAUCGAGAAUCAGCUAUUGUGGACUUUAAUGAUCCUGAUACGGAUUGCUUUAUCUUCUUGCUUAGUAUACGUGCUGCUGGACGGGGUCUCAACCUUCAGACUGCUGACACAGUUGUGAUAUAUGAUCCGGAUCCAAAUCCCAAAAAUGAGGAACAAGCAGUUGCCAGAGCACAUCGUAUAGGGCAGACAAGGGAAGUAAAAGUGAUUUAUAUGGAGGCAGUUGUUGAAAAACUUUCCAGCCACCAGAAGGAGGACGAGCUUAGAACUGGUGGUUCAGUUGACCUAGAGGAUGACAUGGCUGGGAAGGACCGAUAUAUAGGUUCUAUUGAGGGUCUCAUAAGGAAUAAUAUUCAACAGUAUAAGAUUGACAUGGCUGAUGAGGUCAUUAAUGCUGGGCGUUUUGACCAAAGGACGACUCAUGAAGAGCGACGAAUGACAUUGGAGACUUUGUUGCACGACGAAGAGAGAUAUCAAGAAACUGUCCAUGAUGUGCCUUCUCUGCAUGAGGUGAACAGGAUGAUUGCUAGGAGCGAGGAGGAAGUUGAGUUAUUUGAUCAGAUGGAUGAAGAAUUUGACUGGACGGAGGAGAUGACGAAUCAUGAGCAGGUUCCUAAAUGGCUUCGAGCUAGUACCAAAGAGGUGAAUGCUGCUGUUUCUGAUUUGUCCAAAAAACCGUCAAAGAACAUGUUGUCUAGCAGUAAUCUGAUUGUGCAACCUGGUGGACCGGGAGGUGAGAGAAAAAGGGGGCGGCCCAAGAGCAAAAAGAUUAACUACAAGGAAAUUGAAGAUGACAUUGCAGGUUACUCUGAGGAAAGCUCUGAGGAAAGGAACAUUGAUUCUGGGAAUGAAGAAGAGGGAGACAUUCGGCAAUUUGAUGACGAUGAACUUACUGGCGCUCUUGGUGAUCACCAAACCAAGAAGGGAGAAUCUGAUGGAGACAACCCCGUCUGUGGUUAUGAUUAUCCUCCUGGCUCUGGUAGUUAUAAAAAAAAUCCUCCACGUGAUGAAGCCGGUUCUUCAGGAUCUUCUCCAGAGAGCCAUAGAUCAAAAGAGAUGGCAUCUCCUGUUUCUUCACAAAAGUUUGGCUCUUUGUCUGCAUUAGACACUAGGCCAGGUUCUGUCUCAAAAAGACUGCUGGAUGACCUAGAAGAGGGGGAAAUAGCAGCAUCAGGGGAUUCUCACAUAGAUCUCCAACGAUCAGGAAGUUGGGCCCAUGACCGCGAUGAAGGGGAUGAAGAACAGGUUUUGCAACCUACGAUAAAACGGAAACGGAGUAUUCGUCUAAGACCCCGUCAAGCGGCAGAAAGAGUAGACGGUAAUGAGAUGCCUGUAGCUCAGUCACUGCAAGUUGAUCGUAGCUAUCGAUCAAAGUUGAGGACAGUUGUUGACUCGCACGGUUCAAGGCAAGAUCAGAGUGAUUCAUCCUCAAGACUUAGGAGUUUACCUGCAAAGAAGGUAGCUAAUACUUCCAAGCUGCAUGUAUCGUCACCAAAAUCUGGUAGAUUGAAUGCCACACAGCUUUCCGUAGAAGAUAAUGUCGAAGCUUCCAGAGAAACGUGGGAUGGAACUAGUCCUAUUGGCUCUUCAAAUGCUGGUGCGAGAAUGUCCCACAUCAUACAGAAACGGUGCAAAAACGUGACUAGCAAGCUCCAAAGGAGAAUCGACAAGGAAGGUCAGCAGAUUGUACCUAUGCUGACAAAUUUGUGGAAGAGAAUUCAGAAUGGUUAUGCAGCUGGAGGUGUAAAUAAUCUUUUGGAACUACGAGAGAUAGAUCACCGGGUAGAAAGGCUAGAGUACGCAGGAGUUAUGGAACUCGCAUCUGACGUGCAGUUAAUGCUAAGGGGGGCAAUGGAAUUCUAUGGAUUUUCACACGAGGUGAGAUCUGAAGCAAGGAAGGUUCACAAUUUGUUCUUUGAUCUAUUGAAGAUGUCUUUCCCAGACACAGAUUUCCGGGAAGCAAGGAAUGCUCUUUCCUUUUCUGGCCCAACCCCAGCUUUGGUUUCUACACCAUCCCCAAGAGGAGCAGGCAUUAGCCAAGGCAAGAGGCAAAAGUUUGUAAACGAGGCAGAAGCCGAGCCAAGCUCUCCUCAGAGACCUCAACAACGUGAGAACUCAAGGAUCAGAGUACAGAUACCGCAGAAAGAAACAAAACUUGGGGGGACAACAAGCCACACUGAUGAAUCCCCAAUUUUAGCUCAUCCAGGGGAAUUAGUAAUCUGCAAAAAGAAGAGGAAAGACCGUGAGAAGUCUGCUCCGAAAACCCGAACUGCUGGCUCCAGCAGCCCGGUCUCACCACCUCCAGCUAUGAUUGGUCGUGGUCUCAGAAGUCCUGUGUCAGGUGGAGCUUCAAGGGAGACAAGGCUAGCACAACAGCAGCGCUGGCCAAACCAACCCACUCAUCCAAACAACAGCGGUGCGGCUGGAGAUUCAGUGGGAUGGGCUAAUCCGGUGAAGAGGUUGAGGACAGAUUCUGGUAAAAGACGGCCUAGCCAUUUAUAGACGGACACUUGUUCUUAGUUCCUGAGAGGAUUAAAGCCUCUUUUGCUUAUAUUCAAUGUGAUUGAAAUGUGGCAUUGAAAGCAAUUUAGCAGUGAAUCUUUGACCUUAGUAAUCAAAUAAUUCUGUAGGUAUAUGGUCCCUUUCUUGUUAUGUCGCGCUCUUUAGAUCGUAAUACCGAAAGGUUUAUAUAGUACAUUUUAGAGGGUAA